Lineus longissimus is the source of this 4622-nucleotide messenger RNA. RefSeq lists its product as uncharacterized. The transcript has 11 exons. NCBI's taxonomy places the organism in Eukaryota, Metazoa, Nemertea, Pilidiophora, Heteronemertea, Lineidae. Bases 542 to 3586 code for a protein of 1014 amino acids. Gene Ontology annotation, cellular component: membrane. Gene Ontology annotation, molecular function: transmembrane transporter activity. The record is from RefSeq and is a predicted model, not a curated record.
CAUAGAGUAGGACUGACUUGACCUUUGAAAUGAAGAUUCAGGUCUCUGUGCGAGUAGAAUACAACCUACUCCUUUCAUUGUCCUUGCCGAUUCUUGCCUGAACCACACUCCUUGUUGAUGAUGAUACUGCCUCAGUAGAUGAAGGAGUGAACUUCUUCCAGAGCUCUACCGCCAAGACUAUAUAAUAUCAGUGUUUGCAGUAGCCUGCACUGUCUGCAGUGUGGUCUUGCCGCUACCAUGUUGGUGGUGAUUCCAGGCAGGGUGCUGGCCUGAAAGGAGAAAGGGGGCGAGGUCAUCUGCCAAGUCACGGUAGUCUAGCUGUACUCAGAGUGUCCAUUUAUCCGAUUUCUUCUUCCUUAUGUGGCACGCUUAAUGCUCAAGUUGAGCUCCUGUCUUCACUUCUAAACUCAAAAGUAAGCUGUAUGACAAGUAUGACGACUCUCAACUUUCUCUCACAAGAAGAAUCCCUUAGCAGUCAUGGAGCUUCCGUAGUCCGUCUCGAUCAACACUAUCAAAGGCUUUCUUGUCGUCGACGAAGGUGAUGAACAAAGCAAUAACAGCUUCUCUCCACAUGAUCGUAGUUAUUGUCAGCCUCGUUCUGUACCUGAGCGGAUAUGACGUCAUCCACCUCGUGGUCAAGAGCUUUCCAAUUUACGACCUGAAUGAUGUCAUGUACACGAGAUUCCUGGCCUGGACCCAAAAAGAUCCAAAGGGAGCGUUCUACAUCCGAGUCCAAGAUUUGUAUCCGAAAAAACGGAGGAGGCGAAGCGUUCAUGACAACAACCACCCCGACCAUGAUAUGGAUUUCGUCGCACCUUAUCAUGACAGCAAUGUUUACUUCAAAGCUCGACAGUUUUCUCCAGCUCACAUGGGAGAAUCUCUUGGUCGCUAUCACGAUUUGAUGUUUAGUGACGUUAUACAUCGACCAUAUUCACCAGAUUCACCAUUUGCAUUUGAUUUAUUCGAACCUGAUGCCGCCAACUCGUUUGCUGCGCAACAUCCGUUUGUCGUAAACCAAUCAAAUUUAAGAUCACGCUCAGCGCAUGCUCGGAUGAAGCGUUCCGAUGUAAACAAAUGUGGUAAAUGGUGGUGGUUCAGUCAAUCGUCUGAUCUGAUUUACGACACGGAUGCUGAAGUUAAAAACAUCCUCAUUCCCACAUAUUUAAAAACAAUUCAGAAAUUUGAGACAGAAUUAUUGAAAGAGUUUAACGACAAAAUGGAGGGGAAUAACCGCGUUUGCAUUUACCAAAAUCCGAGAAAAGCGUCGGUUUUGGAUGUCUUUGAGAACGACCUAAUCCACAUUCGCAAAAAUGUGACAUCGGAUUUCUUCCUGGCGAAAUCGGGUAGUAUAAACCCUGUGACGAUGCUUCCAACGUCUCAUAUCACAAGAUCAUACUUUAGAGUGCAUACUAAUGCGACAACAUUCCUUCCACUCGUGUCAUGGGGACGCGAAUUCUUAAAGCGAGCAGAUCAACUAAGCGACAAAAUCCUCAAACCAAAAGGAAUAACUCUUUCAUAUUUCAACUUUAAUCUCUACACGGAUACGAUCUUUAAAACAAUCUUAGGAAGUGAUCUCUACCUCUUCUGUGGCAGUGUUCUGUUUAUUUUCGCUUUCAUGUGGCUUCAAACCGGUUCGUUCUGGAUAACAUUCUUUGGCAUCUCCAGCAUCCUGACCAGCAUCCUCGCCGCCAACCUCGUCUACAACUGCGUCAUCGGCUUCAAAUACCUCGGCAUCUUCAACCUGCUGUCAUUGUUUGUUGUCCUUGGAAUUGGAGCAGACGACAUCUUCAUCUUUGUUGACACUUGGAAAUGGCUUGAUGGAAAAUGCGACCAACAGGAAGAAAGAAUCUCAAUGUGCUUCAAGAAAGCAGGCGUGGCAAUGUUUAGUACGUCACUCACAACAAUGGUGGCGUUCUUCGUGAGUUCCUUCUCCUCGUUACUCACUCUUUGCUCAUUCGGGACAUUAUCUGGUCUAGUUGUACUCAUUAAUUACAUAUCUGUGAUGACCUUCUUCCCAACUGUGAUUCUAGCCCAUGAAAACAUAUUCGGCAAAUCGAGAUUGGCUUUAAGAAGAGACUGCACGAAAGGGAUUCAUAAAUACAUUUUGAAGUUUUUUGGCGGGAUGUAUUUUGACGUGAUUACGCACAGAUAUGGGAGGUUCGUGAUUAUAGCAGCGUUUGUGAUCUUCACAGGAGGGAUGAGCCUGUCUUUGGCUGAUUUGAGAGUUGAAGACUCUGCAACGAGUCAGAUUUUACGAUCCAACAGCCCGUUUGAACAGGGACGACUGAAGGCGUCGAAGGAGUUCAAACAGAACGCGUACGACCUCAAGAUGAAGGUGUUCCUUGUUUGGGGUUUCAAACCUCGCGACAUGUCCUCAUGCAACAAGUUAAGAUAUGACUACCUAAAGCCUUGUCCCGGGGAGGAGGCGAUGGACGACCAAUUCUUGCUCGAGUCUCCUCGAAACCAGAUGGCUCUUCUCGACGUGUGCCGAUCGUUGAGCAAUGCCAAUUCCUCCAUGAUCGACGAACUUGGUUUGAGUGAAAAUCGUUCGACGAGGGUUUAUUGUAUGAUGGAGGCCUUCGACAUGUAUCUGCGCGGUCUGUCGAAUAAAUUCAUGAUCAACCUCACCCUGCCUCUAACGAAGGAGAGGUUACAGUCCUUCCUGCCAUUGGUGAAGUUGGCUGGAGGGCUGGAUAUUGACAUUGACAAGGUCACAACACCAUUUCAGACAAUGCUCUGGAUUUUUGUGGAGAAGACUGCUUACGGUAGGAAGCUGAAGCAACUUGCGGGCUUCAAGAAUCUUACAGACAAGGAGUUGAAUGAGACCAUCGGCUCAUACAACGGGGAACCAUUGUAUAACCGUCACCUCCGCUAUAUGGGCAUGGUGGUACCGACCUCCAAAUCCAUCAUGGCCAUUGGUAUAGAUGAGGGAAUCAAGCUCAUGAACAACUGGGAAACCUACAUGGACAAUAAGGUGUCCACCUUGCCCGAGGGCCUGAAAGGAGGCUUCCAAGUGGCCGAGAAUUGGUUCUUAUUAAACCUGAAAAGGCGACUAGUGCUGAAUGCAGUGACGGGUGUUGGCGUAUCGCUGGCCCUGGCGUUCACCCUCCUGCUGGUGACCACCAGAAACAUCAUCCUGGCUGUGAUAUCUCUCAUCACGCUGAGUGGCAAUGUGGUGUGUGUGAUCGGUCUCAUGCCGCUGAUGGACUGGGAGCUCGGGCCCCUAGUCGCCCUCAACAUGUGUUUCGUGGCCGGGCUAGCCGUCGACUACAUCGUACACGUGAUCGAAGGCUUCCAGCUCUCCGACUACCAUACCCGCCAUGAUCGGAUACAAGAGUGUUUACGUCAUGUGGGAAUCUCCGUCAUUUCCGGUGCCAUCACUACCCUGGGCUCCUCAUUCUUCAUGCUGUUUGCGCAGAUCAACUUCUUCAUGCAGUUUGGAACGUUUAUCUUUUGCACUAUCGGCAUCGCAUUGUUAUUUUCGUUAUUUUUCUUGCCGGCGUUGCUGAGUGUGAUAGGUCCCUCUGGAAAUCAGGGGUCACUCAUGGCCUGGUGCAGGCGGAGAAGGGAAGUACUGGCGAGAUAAUACAUUAGUUUAUAGCAUAAAGUCCGGGAACCCGUUGUGACAGUUUUAAAAGUCAUAUGAUAGAAUGUCCCAGGGACAAAGGAUUGUACUAUGUUCUUUGAUUCUUUGAAAUGCAUGCCAGCAGGACAGGUGGCCGUCUCAUAGCACUGAACGCAGGAACAAAUCUGAAACUUCCGCCCCACCCGUGGGUUUUGCUUGCGACACAUCAUGAGCACAUUGAACUGCUGAACCGUGCUGAAUAUGUACCGGCUACCGCUCUCUCGAUUCCAAUUGUACUUCGGUAGCUCAGUGGUCUUGGGCGAUGAACCAAUUGUUUUUUCUUCUUGCGCUGGUUCGAAUGCCACCGAAUCCGUGAUAAAUAAAAUUUAUCACGCUGUGAUAAAUAUAGUUCUUUCCGCAUCCGCUAGAGGGCUGAGAUAACUAAUAACUGUUUAGUGGCAUCGUGGGAGAAAUAAAAUAAAUAAAUUAAAACGCCCUGUCAUGCCAAAAUACUGCCUUGAAUGGUCUGACGUGAAGAUUCACUGCCACCACAAAAUAGUACCAACCCCAAACCAAUAAAGGAGUAAGUCACUAGGGCAUGGGCCGUAUCACCAGUCGGCAACCAAAACGCUGACCGUCAGCAUCGGCAUCGGCACUGGCAGCCGAAACAUACAACGUCAUCCAGCCAAGAGGAAUCGUAGAUUGCCCGAGCGUUUCCGAUACAUACCGAAUGAAACCUGUCUGGUGUCGAUGCCGGUGAUGCCGAUGCUGUUCAUAUGUCGUCAUCCGUCAAGGGGGUUGCCUGAUUGUUUCCGAUCAUUACCGAAUUGAAUCAUCUCCGAUGUGAUACGUGGCGGUACCGGUGAUGCCGACGCUGUUUCAUGCCGUCCAUCCCCAAAGAGAAUCGGAUAUUUCCCGAACUUAAUGCAGGGCCGUGUUUACUACCUGUGAGAUAUUUCUGACCCCGUAAAAUCUAGAAAAGGAGUUCCCGAGCUAGCAAGAACAUGUCGGCCACGACCACGUGCCGAUACUGGCAGCCGAUAUCGGCCCAAUGUCG